GUUUGAUAUCAUGAUUGUUUCCUGAUUUUAUGGUGUAUUGUUUUCCGAGAAUAACUAAGUGAAUUUCGUCAAAUGGCUUGCUUAGCCAAUUUGAGACAUGAUAUACGCGUUCUCGAAACGAACUUUCCUAAGACACACAAUCGUUUUCAAAUAAGAACAGCAACAGUCGAUGAAAUAACCUGUCGUUUUAUUGGCAGAAAUGGUGAACGAUAUGAUGUUCAAGCCAACAUAACGGUAUGCUGUUCAGUGUCAGUUGUCAUCAGUUGUUAUUGUUUAACAAUGAAAGUGACUAAACAAUUCUUAACUUAUUUUUUUUUUAGACUUAAUUUUUGUUUAAAGUUAAAUUUAUAAAAUUGGUCCAUACCAAGCAUACAGAACUAUCAUGUCCUAUAAUCAAAACUUCAUAAAUUAAUGUAAGAUAAACUGAUCAGUCACAUAAUUAAGAAUAAUAGAUUCUUUAACUUUAUAGUAUUAUUAUUAUUAUAAUUAUGAUUGUAUCCAAAUAAGUGGACUUUUUAAAAUUACUUUGUAGAUAUUCAUUUUCGGCACAUAGAUUCAUUUAUAAAUGCUUAUUUAAACCAAGAAUGUAAACACAAGAUAUCUAGCCCUAGGCACCCUAGCAUAGAAAUCAGCCGUCAAUGAACUCAUUCACAUUGCCUUGCCUUUGCCUUUAGUCUUUAGUCCUUGCCUUCAGACUUUGAUGGGCUUUAGUCAACAAUAAUUACUUAAUUAGUGAUCAUUUAGAUUUGGUGAAUGCUGGGGAGCAUGCUAGUAAAUUUGUACAGAUUGGGGAUCAAAUUAAAUAGAUUUUAUGUCUUUCGGUUGUUACUUUAAGUAGAGAAAGAAUUCGCCCUGCUACUGCUUGAGUUUGAGCCGAUGUCUUAGAGUUAUCUGUGAUGAAUAGGGUGGGAUGUUUCAUCCAAACUCAUACAGCAUCACACUAGGCAUAUUUUUUCAAAUAGUUCUUCAAGUCAAGGAUGUUUAGUUUGUGUGAUAUUACUAGCUUUCUUGAUUAGUCUAUUUAAUCGGUGCUUGAUUUCAGAUGAUCAAUUCCCACACCAGCAGGUAAUAAUGAAAAUUAGUAGACUUCCAAUUGUUGCACUACAGAAUAAGUUAAUAACUUUUUUGUUUACGCCAAAAUUGUACAAUUACGUACAAAGAUAGAAAUGUCUUUGGCUUACUUUUUUAUGCAGAAUUUGGAUGUGUUCAUGCCAUGUCAGCUUACUAUUAAUGGUGCCACCUAAGUAAUUAUACUUAUAUGUCUCUACUUACUCUAUAAUGUGAUUAUUUAUUGUGAGAUCUGCAAAUGGGUGAUUCCCACUCCAGAAAAUGACAAGCAUUUGUUUCAUAUUUGAGACUGAAGAAAAUUUUCAUUGUACCAACUGAUAACGCUUGAAACUAAGUUGGGGUAAAAGCAUUUCCUUUCAGAAAUUAAGCCAAAGAUGGUGGUAUCAUCAGCAAAUUUAAUGAUGCAACGGUGUUACUUGGGCUCUGGAUAUCAUUGGUAUAUAUUGUGUACAGGACAGGGGAGAGAGAGCAAAGUUGUGUCGCUGCUGUACUUAUUUCUCUAGUUAAUGAUAUUUGGUCAUUCACCUUGACAUAUGGCGAUUUGUUAAAAAGUUCAGUAUCCACGCUUGAAUAUUUGAAUUAAUACCUAAUGACGAAAGCUUUUUAAUCACAAGGUGUGGUUUGGAUAUUGUUAAAUGCUGAUAAGAAGUCUAGGAAAUUCACCCUAGCAUAUUUUUUAGGACUGUCUAGGUCUUUCCAAUAAUAGUAAGAUGGCAUCUAAGGUACUUCUGACAGAUUUACAAGCAAAUUGGUGGGGUCAAGUUUAAGCUGUUCUUCAUUUAAAAUUUGUCUGAGGAAAAGUUUCUCAAAAUAUUUCAUUACAUUAGAAGUAAGUGUGAGAGGACAUAAGUCGUGGUUGCCAGUGACUUUAUUUUUCUUUGGAUCUGGUAUAAAUUCUGAGUUUCAUAAGAUUUAUUAUAUAUGUAACAAACAAUGUGAGAGGGCUGUUCUGAGCAGAUCCUCAUCCUUUUAAUAUGUCUGGCACUGAGGCCUUGGCUGCAUUCACUUGUUUAAAUACCGACAUCAUGUCCUAUUCAGUGACAAUAAUUGAUCAUGGUGUGUAAUACUCCUAUCAUUAAAAGAAAUUUUAUAAUGUGCAGAUUUACAAAAUCAAAAGUGUCAAAACUACAAAAAAAUUCAUUUCUUCUUCUUCUAUAUUUUUAGGGUCCACGAUCAAUGCAUUGAUCAUUCUGGCUCCUAAGUCAUUUACAAAAUUUUUCACAUCCUUAACACAUGAGUAUUCAUGCUAAGGUAUAUAAUAUAUAACCUGUUAUUUGUUUGAGUCCAGCCCAAAAGGCCUUGGAGUUGUUUAUAAAAUUCUUGUUGGCUAGUCUUAAAUAUUUUUUUCUUGUGGAGUAAGGCCUCCCUUAUUUCUCUGCUCAUCGAAGGUUUUGUUAUUUUUUAAUACUUAGAUUGUUUUUAUGGGAAUAAUUAAAUUUAUACAGAAUUUUGUAAAUAUUUUGACGGUGUUUGAGUUCAUAAAUAUCUGGGCAAGUGUUUAUUAAAGUAUCACAAUCUGUUCUUUCCAGGCAGCCUUGGAGUUAUUCUGUCGCCUCAUCUGACCAUAUUUCAAUAGUUUUUGUUUGAGUAUUGUUGUUUUUAAAACUGGUUUGUAGCACGGCUUUAGGCAAACCAUUGUGUGAUCAGAUUCUCUUAGUGGACAUAAACUGUAAAAUGUGUUAGCCUUUUUUUAUACUUCCAUAACAUAUGUCUAGAGUUCUGUUUUUUCAAGUGGGGCAUGUAACAUACUGGGUUUUUGUCUGCAGAUAUUUAUUAGUACUACUACUGGACUUACACUUUGACUUACAGUUACUUGCCCAGGCGUAGUCAUCAAUUUAAUAUUUAGUCUUAGACUAGAAACUUGUUACUUAGACCUACUCUUUAGCCAGGCCCAGCUUACUUCAUACAACUGACAUUCAUUAGCCUAGUUAAUAAGUUUAAGGCCUACCACUCAGUUGCCUAAAUAAGCUCUACUAAGAAAAUGGGAUUAGUGAAGACAUAUAAAAUAACCUCUAUUAUGGUCAGUGUAUUGGCCUUGUGUAUAAAGUCUAACUUAUGAGUAAGUUAUAAGUAUUAGUAAGUCAGUAGGCCAGAGUCUUCUUAGACUGAAGGUUAGGCCUUACUUAUAGGAAUUACUAGUUUUAGGCACUGGCAUGGUAUUAAUAUUAAUUGUAUUAAUGGUAUGAUUGUGAAUUGUAGCUCAUUAAUUGGGGCAUUAAGAUGAUUAGCCCCAAUAGGCUUACUAUUUAGGCUAACUUCAUACCUUUUUCAUUUUUCUUUAUUUUCAUAUCUAAACAGUUUUCACUAAUCCUCUACUCUUAAAGAUCCAAGUAUCCAAAAGUUUACAUUAAAAUGAAAAAAAUAAUGUGCAGCAAAAUAUAGAGGGGAAUAGCACUAGGCAAGAUUCAUAAAGAGAAUAAAGCUCUUUCAUUUCCCACAAAAUUGGGCAUAAGCUGAGAUGUGCACUUGACUAAUGGCUGCUUGUCCAAGUUCAAUAAAAUUUGACAUCACAAGGACAAAUUAUACAUUGACUUGAGAGAGAAAAUUUAAUUGCCAUAAUGCUACUUAUACCAGCAGUAUAUUAACAAUUUACUGUAUUUUAAUUGAUUUUUUCAUUGUCUUUAUAUUCUUCCAGUAACAUGUGUUUCCUAAAAGUUUGUAAAUAAAAUUUGUUUUAAUAACUAAAAGAAUAUUUUCUCUUUCCAGGAAACUUAUCCUCAGUCCCCUCCUAUUUGGUUUAGUGACAGUGAUGAUGUGGGAGUUGUGGGUAUAGUAGGGGAAUUACCAAAUACCCCGAAAGAACAUUAUAAUGUAAGUUAUUCACAUUAAUUGGAAUAAAAUUUGACGUAACAAAUAUCAUAAUCAUAAUAGUAAAGCUGGUUAUAUUUACUAAGUUAAUUAAGAAAUGUUAUUUGUAGUUGAGUGGUUAAUACAUAACUGUACAGUUAAAAGAAAAGUACAAUAAAUUGUUAAAUGUCAGACUUAAUAUGUUCAAGUGUCUCUAGAACUUUCACACCCAAUACUGCACUUCUAAAAUGAUGCAAAUUGUAUAAAUAAUAAAAUAGUCAAUUUUAGAGGCUUUCCAUUGUAAUAUAUGAAGCUGGGGUAAAAGAGGGUUCUGCUUGUAACUAAGGAUGUUAUGUAUAAUAAUGUUGAAAGUUUGUUUUUUCCAGGUUAAUAUGUUCAUGGGCUUCAACUAAUUAAAAUAUUUAUGUUAUUCAAGUGCAUGGUACUGCACUGAAAAUAACAAUGUCUAAUUGUGUUUUUUUUCUUCUUCUCAUUUGUUACCACUUUCAUUUGUGUGUGUACCCUCCAGAUAUUGUACCAAACAAAAUUGCUUAUAGAGGGUUUAUGCAGACUUCAUGAACUAGAAGUGCCUGUUGAAAUCAAUGCCCUAGACGAUGCCUUGUCCAAAAGAGUUUGUAUUUUAAAUGAAUUUUAAUAUAAAUGAGGCCCAUUAUUUUAUUUCUUUAGUACAUUUAAUAAUUUUAAAUUCAUUUGGUUGUUUUGGGAAUUUCAGCUAUUUGCUAGACCUUAAGUUAAAACCCCCUAAAUCUUGGUACAGACAUAUUUGCUAUCAAACAGCAGGUUUUAAGUACAGCUUUGAUAAAAUAUCUGGCUUUAUUCUUCACCACUGUGCAUUUGUUUGUUUUUAGGGAAUUGUUGUAAAGAUGAAUGUUGAUCCAGUCUCAGAAGAUGAAGAUGAGGAUGAUGAAUUUCACUAUGACAUGGAAGAGGAGACCCACAGGUGAGUUAAUGAAAACUAUUUUUAUUCCUUUUGUAGUCCAUUCUGCAUUGUAUCAGCUGGUCCUUUUUUUUUAAAGACUAGCAAAUUAUGCUGUAGAGCACGGGUGGCCAACACAAAUGGUUUCGCUGGAAAUUAGUGUAAGUGAAAUCUUCACAGGCCAUGGGUCAUUACACAGUAUAAGUUAAAUAUGUUCCAGACAAUCCCUGCACUGAAUUAUUUAUUUAUUUUUAUGCAUGUAAUGAAAUGGCAAAAGCAGAGUAAAAACUAAAUCAUUGUCAUAAUUGAUUAUUAUUUUUUUCCUUACUUAACUUCAAAAUCUAUUUCUUUGUUUUUGUAGCACAUCUUUACUGAUUUUGUAAGUUUUCAUCAAAUAAUAAGAACAGGAUUUGCUUUUUGUGAAUUUCCUUUUUUUUUAAAAAUGUAACAUGUGAAACGAAAAGCAUUUAUAAUUAUUUUUGCUAAAUAUUGGGAUUUUUUUUUAAUAUGAUGAAGAUAUUACAUGAGUGUUUUAUACAUUUAAUUUUGUUGUUUUAAAAAAUGUGCUUCAGCUCUGUAUUAAACAGUAGGUUACCAUUGUAAACUAGUUAUCCCGCUUUACCUAUCUGGGUUUUAAAAUUACAUACCCCAACAGACCAAUAUUUUCAACAACCCCCCCCCCUUAAAAUGAUUUAUAAUAAAAGCUACUAGACUUUUAUUGUGAUGAUGGAUUGACUUCAAAUUGUGCUAAAAUGUGUGCUAUGGAUAAUAAACAACAAGCCUUAGCCCUUAUUAAAAUCAAGAGGGUUAAAGGGACCAUCUCCUAUGCUGUGGUAGACUGAUGCUAAGACAAGUGCCCCCCCCCCCCCCCCCCCCCCCUAAAAAUAAUAAAUCUUCAAAUCGCCCCCCUCCCCCCCCCCCUUCCCGGUGAUACAAUUAAUAAUAGUAAUGGACUACUAACACAAAAAUUUAGAUUGAGUUAAAUAAAAUUGUAUUACCAUUGACUUUUGUUUACUUGUUGGUCUGUUUGUGUACAUUUUGCACAGGAGCCCAGGGACAUGGAUAUUUAAUGAUCAGAUGCAAAGUAGUGAUUCCAUUUUAAGAUUUUCAUGAACAUUAUGGACGUUAUCAUCACUUUGAAAUGAAAAUGUUCUAAAAUUUUGUUAUAUUCUUUUAGCUCUAUUUCAUGGCAUAUUCUGAAAAAUUCUAGCUCGUAAUCAAACUGUUCAACAAAUUGAUUUAAUAUUAACUUUAAACAUUUUCUUUUCCAUUUUUUAAAAAUGAUUCAUUCACCCAUUAAUGUACAGUUAUCACAUCUACCAGUGCUGCACAGGGCUACAUGGGCUGUAGUGUAACUACACCCACUGCAGUUGUUGGAGUUAGUGUGUCGUACAUCUAGUACAGAGUAUAAAAAGAUUCCAAAGUUUACAGUUAAAUCAAUGCAUUAAAUGAAUGGUAAAGAUUUCAUUGAGACAUAAUAACUCUGAUUGUUUUAAAAAUAGAAGUAAAAUUCAUUAAUUUCAAAUUUCCAUUCAUAAAGAAAAAAUGCAAAGAAACUCAAAUGAUGACAGAGAAAUUUUAUUUGUGAUACAUCAGUCGGGUCACAUUACUUCACCUGCCUCGCUGUGGGUUGGCCAUCCCUGUUUUAGAGCUUCAUUGAACAAAACAAAUAGAUACAUACGUUAUAAUUUGAAUUAGGUCGUGAAAUUAAAUUUAAAAUGUUUUAUGGUAUAUUUAUCUCUUAAAAAUUAUGUCCCAUGUAACUAAAUGUAAGUGGUCUUAAUUUUUUUAUUUCUUUUUCUCACAAAGUCAGGGUUUAGAGUAUAUUUCCCUUUUGUGAAAAACCAAGUUGUAAGCCAAAGUUAUAGUCAUCAAGAGACAGUGACAUCAAUUUUUUUAAUAAGAAACUACAUUCCUAGAAGUUUCUUUCCUAAUACUGAUCAUCUUGUUUUGAUUUGUUUUUGCAAUCUGCCUCUUUGACUUUCAUAUCCUUUUAGGUUGUUAGCUGCAUGGUUCCAGUUUUGCUUUAAGACAUAUUCUUGUUACAAUGACAAUUUUAAAAAUUAACCUUUAAAAAAAAACAUUAACCAGUACUGAACAGAAAGCUAAAGAAGAGGUGGAUGGCAUUGAUGUUGAGAACCUUGCUGUCCUAGAGCGAUUAAAACAGAAUCAAAGGCAAUCUUAUCUCAAGGUCUGUAUUCUUAUGCAAAUAAAUCUUUUGGGUACACAGAAAAUUGUUUGCAAGUCUACAUAUAUAUAUAUAUAUAUAAACAAACAAAAUUUAUAUGAAUAAAUCCGCUCCGUUAUUUUUGUUUCUAAAAUUUUAUAAACAUUUUUAAUCAGAUAAGUGACAAGUUGUUUUUUUUAAAUUGCUUUUACUCUUUUUUUUUUCUACACUACAGGGCUCUGUUGUUGGAUCAGUGCAGGCUACAGACAGACUAAUGAAAGAGCUGAGAGACAUAUACAAAUCUGACAGUUUUAAAAAGGGUAACUAAUGAUAAUAAUUAUUUUAUGAAUAAAAUUUAUAAAUUAUAUGUUUGAUCUAUUGUUUCAGGAAAUAUUUAAUUUGGUUGGUUUCUGUCUUCCCUCUUCCAGGGUUAUAGUUUUUUUUAUUCUGUGCUUUUCUCUUCCAUAAGAAAAUCAGCCUAGCUUAGCUUUUGAGUGAUUUCAAUAAGCCAAUAGUCCAUAGCGCUGGACAGUUCCAGUAGCCUGUUGAUAUCUCAACACUAUUGUCUUUAGGUCUCAUCCAAUUUUUGUAUGUUUUAUUUAAGAAAAUAGCAGCGUUACAAAAAAAUAAACAUAAUUUAAGGGAUAAAAAAAAUUAAUUUUUAUGUAUUAAUUGUUUAGUUAUUUAAGUGUGAAAAUCAUAGUUCUAAUCAUAAUUAAUUUUUAUUUCAUGUUUUUAAUGAAAAAUUAUGAAUGUUUUUUUUUUUUUUUACUAAAUAGCAUGUUUUAUAAAUACAAUAAUUUAAUUCCAGACAAUUUGUUUAAUCCACAGAGACAUACACAAUUGAACUAGUCAAUGAUUGUCUAUACGAAUGGAAUGUACGAUUAAAAAAGUAAGAUUAUCUUUUCCUAUAACGGGGUCACCAAACUGCGAUCCGCUGGCGGUACUUGAACUUGCUUGAUAAAACGUAUGGAGCAUGAGACGUGAUACAAUUUAAAUAUUAUGUUUAGAAUACAAGGAUAUCUUCACCCGUGCUGAGACCUCCUGGCUGCUAUGCGCCUUAAAUUUACCUUUUUCAAUUUUUGUAUCUAGAUUUUCUUGUUUAUUACAGACCUCUUUACCCUCAAACUUCUAAAAUCUUACAAUAGCAUCUCAAAAUUGUACAAUACGGUAUCUUAAUAGUUAAUAAAUUAACAUACAGUAUGUAUAAUGAAUACAAUAACUACUCGCAUCGCAGUGCCUAGUGGAAUCGAGUUAAACCGGCAUCAAAAAAGCUAACUACUAAAAAUAUAUGACCAACGUUUAUAAUACAAUCUGCUGUCACUUUUUUUUUUUGCAGACAUGUAUUUGCUAUUGAUAUAAAUAUAUAUAUAUAUUGAAGAGACAUACAGAUCACAUUAUCACAGUCUGUCACUGGUAAAAAUAAAGUUACUAGUAAAAGUUAACGUGAUUCAAACUCAAACUGAGAAUAAAACAAGAUGUAUUUAAAUAAGAAUGAAUUAACAAAUGAUGACAUCAUUUAAAAAAUCUACCAAGUAACUUGAGGUUGUUGUUUUAAGUAAAGCUGGUUUUAAAAAAAUGAUAAAAUAAGAAUCAAUGUCCAUCAAGCCUAUUCCCGCUAUAUAUAUUAUAGUCUGAUAUCUACCACAAACUGUAAAUGGGUGAAAGGAAGAGGAGUGUUGGAAACAUAUGGGGAAAUUAAAAAUCGUAGUCGCCGUCGUUGGAACUAACAGCCUUUCAGCAAGUUCAGUUUUGCGAAGAAUAGAAGAACUUGGAGGGAAUACAGUGCUACAGAUACGUGAGAAAGCUAGGAACUUGUGGUGGUACUCUCUAGCACUGGAUAAGUCUACUGAUCUCUCACAAAUUCUCGUGUUUAUUUGCGGUGUCAUUUUGGACUUUCAGAUAACGGAAGAGUUGGCAUCUGUUUGCAGCAUGCAUGGAAAAACUUUUGUCUGUGAGCAAACAUUUUCGAAAUAAAGUAUGUGAAGUCAACACAUCGAACGAGAGGGAUUGAUGAACAUUUGAAAACAAUUCUUUUGAUUGGAUGCAGCAAUUCCAAACCAAAAAUUAAUUACUAUCUUGAAAGCCAAACGUCAGUUUCACAAAUCUCACUAACCUUUUUUACUGCUUAGUUUGUGAGAUUCGAAUAUGUGCGCACUAGGACUGAUGUAACUAUCAUUUUGCUAACACCGCUUUCUUUGAUAACUUUUAUAUGUUGGUUGUCUUUUCUUUUUUUAAUUCCACGCCAUUCACCCAUAAUUAACAUGGAAUAAUCAACUUAGUUUUUCGUCUUUUUUCCCAGAGCUUUUUUUGUGGCUUGCAAGUAUUGUUUCCGUUAUCCAGCAUGCCGUGAAAAAAGUUUGGUGCCCCCUUUCCUAUAACAAGCAGCUGUCAUUAGAGAUUAAAAUGCAUAUUUAUUUUGAUACUUGUCUUAAUUUGAAUGUGUGCAGUAUUCAUAUGUGAUAAUUUAAUUAAUUAACAACAAGACACAGACAUUAAUGGUCAAGACUUUGGCUUGAUUUUGGUAAAGAUUUUGGUAUAGAAAAUAUCCUUGUGUUGAACUUAACUAUAUUUUUUUAAAGUAGCUGUUCGCUUUCGUCUCUGCGGAAGCAUCAUUAUAAAGAUACACUUUAUUCAAAAGAGACUUUGAAACAUGACUCAAAUAGAAAUUUAUUGUAACAAAUACAGCUCUCAUCCCAGGGUGUUAUAUUUAGAGCAUGUUAUAGUUUCCUUUAAAAUUUUAAGAAGGUGCAAUUAUAUAUGACUGAAUAUCCCCUUCUUAUACAACUUUUACAGUUUUUGGAAUUUAGAAGUUCUUAUCUGGAAUGUAAAUGACUUUUUAAAGCUAAACAUUACUUUUCCUUUUUGAAUGAUUUUAUACUCGAGUAUUUCCAUAUUCGCAUUGCUUGUUAUUUCUUAUUGCUAAGGGUGGACAAAGAAAGUGAAUUGUACAAAGAUAUGACAGUUUUCAAGGAAAAGGAAGGAAAAGACCAUAUACUUCUCAAUUUCACGUUCAAAGUAAGCUUGUACUUUACUUUUGUUUAUGCAUUUUUGAAAUAUCCAUCUUUAUAAUAUUCUAAUACCAUGUUCUUCAAAUAGUUAAUAAAUAUAUACCACAGCAUAGAAUAAAACAGAAAUCAAUGUCAGAUGUAGCCUCUGAAGAGUAACACAACCUACCAGACAGACAGAAGAAUUACAAAUCAUAUCUAAAGACUAACCCCUAACCAACGUUGUAAACAGCUUACAUCAGGACAGAUCUAAUUGAACUGACAGAGAUUCAUAACCCAUUACAUUUAAUGAUAGUUGCAGAAAAAGCCAUAACCACGUGGCGUUCUCAGCAACAUUUAUGAAGCAUAAGCAACUGCCAUUAAAGCAUCAUUACACCACCUCUCUGCAAUUUUCUCAGCUUACUCCAGAAAACAAAGCAAUGUCAUUAACUUCAAUUGCCAGUCAAUAAUUCAAGCAGUUGAGCACACGAAGAACUUACAACACAUAGCAGCAGUAGUUCAGCGCACCAAGAUCUUACAAUACACAGCUGCAUUUGAACACACCAAGGACAACGGUAACAUUAAUACUUAUGAAAAUCAACACCUUCCUUUAAAUGGUAACCUCUGCAGUCAAGCUGACCUUACAAUUACAGUGGACACCAGACAUCACAAUGUAUUAGGAAAUGAAAGAGCAGGCAAAAUAGCAAAACAGGGAGCAUCCAAUGAACAGCAAAGCAGAGUCGCAUAGCUCAGCGCUGCCAGUCAGAGCUAACAAAAUAGAAGAGCGAUUAAAUGAAUGGGCCGUGAGCUCAAUAGGAAGAUGUUUGUUUACAUACAUGACCAGCCCAGAUCCUCCAUUCCAGUUAAUGCCUCCUUUGGCCUGCCCAUAGUACACAUACAGCUUAUUUCACACCUUAACCAAAUGUAACCAGAUAGAACACCUAUAUGCCCCAUCUGCAGACAUCCAAAUGAGACAGUAACAUGUCACCUCUUUCACUGCACAGCACUCGAUUACUUAUUCCUUACUGGCCUACUAAAAAUAUCAGACUACACCAACACCUUAUAAACGGACAAAGAACAGCUGAUGAGAGUGUGCACAUUUUUCACCACAUGAACAGGUCAAAGGGCAACUACCCAAAUGGCUUCUGGAUAUGUGUUAUGAUACAUUUUACAUUAAUUUUUACUUAUUUGAGUGACUUGACAAAUUUAUUUUACAUCUUUCCCAUACGUCCUGUCAAAAUGUGGCACCCCAAAAAUGUGGCACUCCAUUUAAAAGGGUUGACCAGCCAUAAAUGUCAAUGUUGAAAUGAAAGUACUGUCAAUUAAUUUUAUUUUACUGGAUUAUUUUAUUGUAGCAUAUAAAUAUGCCACAUUUAGUUUACGUUUAGUCUUAAUGUUAUCUUAGAAAAUGUUUUUUUUUUUUUUUUUUAGGAAACCUUUCCUUUUGACCCACCAUUUGUAAGAGUGUUUUGUCCUGUNGAGUCGGUUAUUUUAUAAAUAUCAGCAAAACUGGUCAAGGGGAAGGCCCGCAUCCAAUUUGGGGGAACAAAAGUAAGCCUUAUUACAUAACUUCAAGUUAUUUAAUUUUUAAAGAAGCUUUUUUUUUUUUUUUAAAUCUCUCAAAACAUAGAAAUUAUAAGUAAUGAGCAUAUUUUAAUAUCCACAGAAUGUGACCAUUUUGAGCUUUAUAUAGUAUAGAGUAAAAGGAUAAUUUGUAUAUAUAUGUAUAUAGAUGACUCCUACUUACAGCACUUAAUACUUACUUUUAGUUUAAUUAUUUGCCAAAGGCUUCAAUAGAUGUGUUAUUAUUUUGUGUAAAGGUUGUAAGUUGUAUGAAUUAACUAAAUGAAGUAUGAUCAUUUUAGAGCUGAAAAGAAAUGGCUAUUUAUGUUUAUUUGCAAGGCUGUUAUUUAAAUAUAUGAAUGACCUUUGUUAAAGUCAUAGGCUGGGGUAAAAUAUCAAAUGGUUAAAGUUCUAAUAUCUGCAUCUCAUCAAGUAAUGAUUGUUAAAACAAAAAUUGUUGUCUUUUUAUGCAGAAUCAAUAUACCCUGGCAAGAGCACAACAGUCUUUCAAAUCUUUGGUUCAGAUUCAUGAAAAGAAUGGUUGGUUUUAUAGUGUUUGUUCUCCAACAUUGUCUCAUCAUUUUCUUUCUUGACAAUAAGCUUGUAAAACAGUGACCAGGCAAACAUUAAAAUGCAAUAAUAAUUAUAAUUUACAUUUUAUUCUCAAAAGGCUUGGUAUUCUCAAUAACUAAUUGGUAAUUAGUUUAUAAUUUUUUUUUUUAAAAUACAAUUAUUUGCAUGCUUUGUUUUCACUUUGUUUUAAAUAAACUAUUUCUCUUGUAUUUAUUUUGUUAAAAAUAUGUAUUGUUUUUUGUUUUGUUUUUUCAGGUUGGUUUACACCACCUAAAGAGGACGGUUAACAUUUUAUUCUUUUUUUUUUUUUAAUAUAAAGCUGUAAAGAUUAUGUGUACAUAAAUUUUCUGUUGAUAUUUCACAGUGUACAUUUUGUGUGUGCGAAUGUGAACAAUGGUAUUAAUGCUUAUGCACACAGUCAUUGUGGGGAAAAUAUUGUCAUAACAUCAUAUGUAAUAUUAUAUUGGAAUAAAAUUGUGAAAGGGGUGGCUAGAAUAUGAACUAUUUAAAAGUUUAAUCAGCCUUUAAUGACCGGAGUGCUGUUAGUUUUUUUCUUUGUUUUUUUUAAACAAAAUCUCCAACCUUGGGUCUGAUCCUUAUUGCUCCUAAUGAGAGGUAUUUGAGAAUGUAUGUAGUUUUCAUCAUGUGUCAUGUUUUUUCAGGGUUAACUGCUAUGUUGGGAUUCGGCCAAGUUAUCUCAUUUCAUUAGUACGACUUCUUGACAUUUUUUUUCAAAUUGCAUAAGUUGCACCUUUUUUUUUUUACUAAUAAAAAAACUGGAGAAGCUGUGUGAAUUUCAUUAUAAAAAUUAUUAAAAAAAAAAUACAAAUGGAAAGUUUAGUGAACUUAGAAAACAUGCAUUUAUUUUAUUUUAUGUAUUGAUAUGAGGAAAAUAAAGGUGGUUGGGAGAACGGGUAAACUUUCAGAAAUCUCUAUUUUACUUUUAUUUUCUAUUAUUAAAUUAAGGAAAGAAUAAAGAACAUUUGAACCGAGAGGCUUCAGAAGCACAUUUAUAAAGCUUCAACUUCUUGUCAACUUAGAUAUUUUGUUUUAAUAGAGCUACUGAAAUCUUAACAGCUGCGGACUUUUAAUCAUUUAAUAUAAAAAGGGUCCCAAGUUGUAUAUGGUUAUGUGUGUUGUCAGAAUUUAAGCAAUAUACAACUUUAUUACAUAAUGUAUCAGUUUUACGGGAAUAGAUUGGUGGUUGGGGGGGGGGGGGUUGUUGUGAUGAUGGCUACAGGGGUGUUAAAUCUCUUUCCUCCCUAUAUUGAUUUGUGUUGUUUUGGAAUGGCAUUUUCUUACAGGAAACUUCGAACAUAAAUCGGUCAGUUUUACGGGAAUAGAUUGGUGGUUGGGGGGGGGGGGGUUGUUGUGAUGAUGGCUACAGGGGUGUUAAAUCUCUUUCCUCCCUAUAUUGAUUUGUGUUGUUUUGGAAUGGCAUUUUCUGACAGGAAACUUCGAACAUAAAUCGGGUAUAUUAUCCUGUUAGUUUGCAAAAUUUUAAUUUCCAUAAUUGUCUCCUUUCUCUACAAGGGUUUCAUUUUGGCCAAAACUCUGGAACUUCUUUUUAACUACUUUAAAGACCAUUGAUAAACAUAUUAUUUUUUUAUGGCCUAAUGUAUGUGCACAAGGAUAUGGGCGUAUUUGAAACUGCCAGGCUUUAUUUCUAUAAAUUAUUUAAGUUACAGUUGCUACAGCCUGCUACAGUUUUGUUUAUUUUUCUAUGUACCUUAUUUGUAAAGAAAUUAUUGUGAGCAUUUUCAUUUUAAAGGUUUGUUUUCAACAAUAAUGUCUUUAAUUUUUCAUCAAUCAUGUAUUUACAAUAUGAUACGUGAGACUAAUUCCUCUUGAUUGAAUAACCUAUCUGUAUUUGAACAAAUUAAAUAGUUGAAAUCAAUAGCUGUUGCUUUUUAUUACAGAUGUUGAUUAUGGCAGGAUAUAUCGGCUGAUGUUUUAUCAAUGCACCUUUGAACUACUAAUCUGCCAGCUUGGCUGGUUUCACCUAGAACACCCAACUGAGAUGUAAAACUAACAUUUUUUUUAUCAUAAGGGAGUCUUUGAAUUAAUUCUAGAGCUUUGCAAGCAGUGAAUCUCCAAUGAGGGGCAUGUUUCUGGGCCGCUUGUCUCAGUCAUAGUAAGAAAUAGGCGAAUAGGCACUAGAAAAUUGGAUCGAAAUAAACUUAAUCGGGCUGUAAACAUGAAACAACUUGCUAAAUCACAAAGACUCACCAGACACAGCAAGGUGAAACCAAAACUUGACACCGCUUCAAAUUUUAAAAAAAUUACCAUUAAAUCGUGAUGCUUACGGGACAGAAACGGAAAAUCUGUGAGCCGGUACAGUCUGCUCAAGGGAGUCAAAGAGUUAAACUUAUAUGAUCAAAAUCAGGAGAAAUUCAACACUGAAUUCAAACACUAUACAAUAAAAUAGCAUUAUAUUAUGAAAUAGCUCUAGCCACAUGGUCAUACAGUAAUAGUCAUAGGAUGUUUGGGUUUUUUAGCUUUGUAAAUAUAUUUUUUUAAACGUUCAUAAAAAAAUGUUGUUUGUACAUUUAAAUUAUGGCGAUUUUGAAAAUGUGUCCUUAACUUUUAUAUUUUGAGUUGAAAACCCUUAUGGUGGGAGAGGAUCCAUGGGUAACUAUGACAGUAAAAAAAAAAAAAAGAACAACCUAAUAGUAAAACAAUGAAGAUACAAGAAUUGGAAAGCAGUUACACACUAACUGGUAGUCCAUUAUUUUAAGCUAUUAACAAUGUUUUAUUUUAUGAAAAUUGGCCCAAAGCUUUUCCAAAGUUACUGCCUGUUUUCUUAAUUGAAAAAUGGAUUUCAUUAAAAAAUUUUCCAACCCUUUAAGAGAACAAGCACAAUAAAUAAAACUAUUUCUUCUUCUUUAUUUUGAGGGCCCACGAUCAAUGAAUUGAUCAUUCUGGCUCUUUUAACGAAACAAGUGGAAAGUGUUGUCUAUUUGUCAAGACCUUUCUCAAAUAGGGAUCUUAGCCAAUUACUUAACAAUAAUAGAAAUGGUAGUAGCUAUAACAUGAAAGUUUUUGUCAAAAAGAAUUCAAAUAUGCAGGUUUUUCCUUGGAUAGAGUCUUCACUCAUGUCUGAGCUUUUUUUCUUUGGUUUAAUUUUUAUUGAAUGAAAUGAUUUUGAAAGAGGAAAUCCAAUAGAUAUGAAUAAUUUCUAUAGGAACCUCUGACAUUUUAUGUUUUUCAUCAAUUCUUUUACUUUCUAUAGAAUAUGAGCAGUGGUGAAAGCUGUUGAUGGGUUUUUUUUAAACAAAGUCAAAUAUAUAUUGGUAUUUUCUCUUUGCCAACAAAAACAAAAUAAAAUCAAUGCAGUAUG
Molecule: messenger RNA, 15422 nt
Organism: Lymnaea stagnalis (great pond snail)
Lineage: Eukaryota; Metazoa; Mollusca; Gastropoda; Lymnaeidae
Source: the annotation of a GenBank genome assembly